AUGGGCAGCACUCUUCAUCUGACUGACACUAACCAGGGGGUUGUUUCUGAAGCUCCAGAAAUCAUUUUUAGAACGAGAGGUGGUCUCAGUGUAUCAUUUGACUCGCCAGCAGCUGAUGAUUCAUCCUGCAAGAAGGCACUUGUGCAAGAAUUGAACAGUCUUUCUGAAAAACUUCAGUCGGAGUCCCUGGUGCUUAGUGUCAGACACAGUUCAUUGUAUAUAUGGCCCAACGCUGGGGGCAGCACGUCACCCUCCGCUCUGACAGACGAGUCCCCCUGCAAAGACAUCUUGAAUUUUAUCCAGUCUGAUGAUGAUGAUACUAGGCACAAAAACUCUAAAAGGAAGGAGAAAAAGCAACAAAAAAUGCAGGAGGUUGUGAAUCUCCACAUCAUGUUUGAGCUGUCUACCUCCUCUAAAGCUGAAACUCCACUAAUAACGUACAACAAGCAGAGUCAUCAUCGUGUGAGCUUGACAUUGCCCAUUGACACAGCUAGAUCUGUUUCUGCAGAAGACAAAUGGGGGAGUGUUCGUGGGAUUCUAGUGAAAGCGCUCAAACAACAGCUGUCUGACAUGCAGAGGUGCAUGCUGAAAUAUAUGAAAGGAACUUCAAUUUGUUUGGCAGAACCAUUCCACUUCAUGUUACCAGAAAGUAAUUGCCUUCUGACGGUGGUUUAUCCAGCAGGAGUAGCAGAGUCCCAACUGGAGGACAACAGAAAGAUGUUGCACACAGAAUACAAACUUCCAUUGGAUAGACCAUACUUUAGAAAAGCCAAUGCCUAUCAUUUCCCCGAUGACGUGUACAAGGAUGGGUAUCUCCGGAAUCCACAUUUAUAUCUUAAUCAUCCUUCUAUAGAGGGAGGCACAGUCUCCUUGGUUCAAGGAAUAUACAGUUACCAUCACUACAUGCAAGAUCACAUGGAUGACAGUGGUUGGGGCUGUGCCUACCGCUCUCUACAGACCAUCUGCUCCUGGUUUAUUUACCAAGGUUACACAGACAAGCCUAUUCCGACACACAGGGAGAUUCAGCAGGCUCUGGUGGAUGUUGGAGAUAAAGCUGCAGCGUUUGCUGGAUCUAGGCAGUGGAUUGGCUCCAUAGAGGUUCAGCUCGUACUCAACCAGCUGUUUGGCAUUACAUCAAAAAUUAUGUUUGUUAGCCAGGGCACAGAGCUGGCAUCUAAAGGGAGAGAACUUGUUAAUCAUUUCAAGACUGAAGGAACACCAAUAAUGAUUGGGGGAGGUGUUCUGGCUCAUACAAUCCUUGGAGUGAACUGGAGUGAGUCCACUGGCGAAAUUAAAUUCCUCAUUCUCGAUCCACAUUACAAAGGAGCUGAAGAUCUCCAGACAAUCCUGGAAAAGGGAUGGUGCGGCUGGAAAGGAAUCGAUUUCUGGACGGCAGAUGCCUACUAUAACCUGUGUUUACCACAGCGGCCUGUAGCUAUAUGAUCUGUUUAUGGAAGCUGCAUGUUAUAUGUGACUUCAGAGUUACAAUGACA
This is a messenger RNA of Nanorana parkeri, 1493 nucleotides long. It is a transcript of the gene UFSP2, whose product is annotated as UFM1 specific peptidase 2. The record is from RefSeq and is a predicted model, not a curated record. The transcript has 13 exons. The coding region runs from base 1 to 1443 and encodes 480 amino acids. NCBI's taxonomy places the organism in Eukaryota, Metazoa, Chordata, Amphibia, Anura, Dicroglossidae.